UCAAAUUCUACUGUUAGAUUUUCUCUUAUACUAUUGGAUAUUAACAAGCAAAAGGAUCGCUGAUACAUCACUUGAAAAAAAAUGCAAGAAUUAUGUUACGCUGAUAACUGUGCAAAUGGUCAGAGGGCUAAAUACUAGCCUUAUCUAUUGUAGGUUGCCAAGAGAAUCCAGCGAAAUAGCGUGUCAGGCGACAGGAUUUGUUUCAUCUCAGAAAACACGGUCUGUUCUUGAAAAGAGCAAGACAUCGUUUUUGUAAAUUAAGGGAAUCGAUUUCACUGAGCUAGCGAAGUUUUUUUUUUGCUCGUAUUAUUUCGAAAUAUAUGAAUGCUUUUAAAAGCGGACUAGACGUCACUGAACUGUCGUCCUCAAAUAGAAUGGGGAAUGGAUCAGUGAAACCAAAACAAAUAAAGCAACCAGACAGGACUGUAGUGAGUCUUUCUCUUAAUGGCAAUGGAAACAAGCUGUUCAAAGAUGCUGGUACUGGCCUUAAUGUCAAGGGCACAUCUGAAAUCCUCAGAUUUAAAGUUUCAGAUCUCGAAAAGGAAAGCAAAAGAAAAGAUGAAGAGCUUCGUGACAAGGAUUACAAAAUCAAAGGGCUUCAGGAGCAGCUUGUCAAGCAGACUACAGUUAUUUCUGAGCUUACUGAGGAGCUACAAAACAAGUGCAUACAGCUGAACAAGCUUCAGGAUGUUGUAAAAACUCAAGGUGGUCAGAGCCUUCAUCCCUCACCACUCAAAGUCAGAUUCAGCCAGCAUGUCAGUGAUUUUUUCAGUCACACCCUGAACAAGAGGAAGGGUGCAAAAGAAGGAGUGUCAGCAGAGCCCACCUCCGCCUCCACUAGCAGAUUUCCCAAGUUUUCUUUCGAGAAAGUCAGGGUUCGGAAAGAUUCAAGUGUGAAGAAACUGAUCACAGAAGCUCUCAAUAAGAACCAGUUUCUUAAGAGGCUAGAGACGCAGCAAAUCCGAGACAUGGUGGAGUGCAUGUAUGAGAGAACCUACAACCAAGGAGAAUAUGUCAUCAAGCAGGGGGAACCUGGCAAUCAUUUAUUUGUUCUGGCAGAGGGACACCUGGAUGUCUUUCAGCAGAGCAAAUUAUUAACAACAAUAUCUAUGUGGACUGCAUUUGGUGAAUUGGCAAUAUUAUAUAACUGCACCAGGACCGCAUCAGUCAGAGCUGUCACCAAUGUCAAAACAUGGGCCUUGGACCGGGAAGUGUUCCAGAACAUUACAAGAAGGACUGCUCAAGCAAGACAUGAGCAGUACAGAAACUUUUUGCGAAGUGUUUCUCUGCUAGCCAACUUGCCAGAAGACAAACUCUGUAAGAUAGUUGACUGCUUGGAAGUGGAAUAUUAUGACAAAGGGGAUUAUGUCAUCAGGGAAGGAGAGGAAGGAAGCACUUUCUACAUUAUAGCCAAAGGAAAGGUUAAAGUGACCCAAAGCACACAGGACCAUGUGGAACCCCAAACGAUAAAGACACUACAGAAAGGAGACUACUUUGGGGAGAAGGCUCUGAUCAGUGAUGAUGUGAGGUCUGCCAAUAUAAUUGCAGAUGAAAAUGAUGUGGAGUGCCUUGUUAUUGACCGAGAAACAUUUAAUCAAACUGUUGGGACUUAUGAUGAACUUCAAAAGUAUCUCCAAGGGUAUGUGGCAAAUCUCACAAGAGCUGAUGAAAAAAGGCAUGCUAAGAGAUCAGCUUGUAUGCACUGGGCUUCUGCUCUUUCCUUGGAGCUGAUUCAGCUGAAGGAAAAAGUAUCUAGCUUCUCAUCCAGCUCCCCAUUCGAGAACCUGGAAGUCAUUGCCACACUAGGGGUGGGAGGUUUUGGCAGAGUAGAACUGGUUAAAGUACGAAAUGAAGACAUUGCAUUUGCUUUGAAAUGUAUCAAGAAGAAGCACAUUGUUGAUACCAGACAAGAGGAGCAUAUCCAUUCAGAACGGAAGAUUUUGGAGGAAACCUGCUGUCCGUUUAUAGUGCAGUUGUACCGUACCUUUAAAGACACCAAGUGUGUGUACAUGUUAAUGGAAGCUUGUCUUGGAGGGGAAAUUUGGAGUCUCCUACGUGACAGGGGGAGCUUUGAUGAUCAUACAGCCAAGUUUUGCACUGGUUGUGUGACUGAAGCAUUUGAUUACCUGCAUCAGAAUAGCAUUCUCUACAGAGACCUGAAGCCUGAAAAUCUCAUGCUAGACUCAGAAGGAUAUAUUAAAUUGGUUGAUUUUGGCUUUGCAAAGAAAAUUGAAUGUGGACAGAAGACAUGGACAUUCUGUGGAACCCCAGAAUACGUUGCACCUGAAAUAAUUUUGAAUAAAGGCCAUGACUUUAGUGUGGACUUCUGGUCACUUGGGAUCUUGGUAUUUGAGCUUCUUACGGGCAACCCACCAUUUUGUGGAUCAGAUCAGAUGAUGACCUACAAUUUUAUACUGAAAGGUAUUGAAAAAAUGGACUUUCCAAAGAAAAUAACAAGACGGCCUGAGGACCUGAUUCGAAAGCUUUGCAAACAGAAUCCAACAGAACGCCUGGGAAACUUGAAGAAUGGAAUUACUGAUAUUAAGAAACACAGGUGGUUUAACGGCUUUAAUUGGGAGGGGCUGAAAGCCAGAAGUUUAAUGUCCCCACUUAAAAGAGAGUUAAAAGGCCCAACAGAUCAUAGUUAUUUUGACAACUACCCUCCAGAUGUCGACAUUCCCCCAGAUGAGCUGUCCGGCUGGGAUAAUGACUUCUAAGACAUUCUGUUGUUCUAGUCAUCUGGAGAACAAAACCACAGUUAUAUUCCUAAUAAUGGCCAUUUUGUGAUGUUGCUAAGUGUCAAACAGUAACUCUUUCUAUGAAUAGUGAUGCUUAUAAGGUGUGUGGGAUCAAUUUUACAAUUUGCAAAUAGGAGUUUGUAAAGAAGAAAAAUGAAAACUGAACAGGCUAUGAGUUUUCAUGUCUGUGUUUUUCUGAAACCAAGGAAAAGUGUAUACCUGUGCUGAACUAAAAGUUUUCCAAGGGUUGAAUUGUGAAGAAGAUGAAACAACCAAACUCAAUUUUCUUUUCAGUUUUAGAGAAGAUGGCUCUAUGUGUUAUUAACAAGCCUAAUUUCUCACAAAUUGCAUCUCUGCAAUCAAAGUCACCAGAGAAACAAAUGAGUUUAAAAACAGUUAUAAAGACACUUUUCUUUGUAUGUAUUAGAUAUUCUAUAUAUUGUGAAGGAUUUUGUGAGUAAGCUGUGAUGUCUUAGAAAAGGUUUAA
Messenger RNA from Lepisosteus oculatus (spotted gar), 3225 nucleotides. RefSeq names its product protein kinase cGMP-dependent 2 (gene prkg2). The record is from RefSeq and is a predicted model, not a curated record. Gene Ontology annotation, molecular function: ATP binding; cGMP-dependent protein kinase activity. Gene Ontology annotation, biological process: protein phosphorylation. NCBI's taxonomy places the organism in Eukaryota, Metazoa, Chordata, Actinopteri, Semionotiformes, Lepisosteidae.